UGAUGUUGGCAAAUGCAGUAUUUCUGCUAUGCUUUUGUGUGUUCUUUGUCACGAGGGUGAUAAAACCCGAAUCGGGGCGAUAUGCUCCAUUGCUGGCUGGCUUUGGGGUCUGCACCGGCAUGUGGCAGAGCUGCCUUUUGUACGCCACUCUGUCGAGCACGCAGAAACGCUGUAGGUAAAUACCAUGGGGUUCGACCAUCUGCACCUACUGACCAAACAACAGGGUGGCCGCAGACGCUAGCACUGUAUUACCUCGUCGAGACGUUCGGCGCAGAUUUAGGAAUGGCAUUAAUGUCAACCAUCACGCGGUCCGUCGCAAAAGCCGGCAUCCGAGCACGCCUACAAAAUUCCCCAGCGACGGAAAAGAUCAUCAUGGAUGCGAUGCGAGACCUGAACACGGUUGGUUUACUUGACCAAGAGACCCGUGCCGCGGUACUGGCUGCAUUUGAACAUGCCAUGCAUUCCUCGUUUGUCUUGCCGUGUGUCAUGGCCGCUAUGGUCAUCGUUCUGGCCGCUGCUAUGAACAUAUGGCCGAGGAAGCCAGAUCCAGAGGAGGUCGCAUCUGAAGACCAUCCAUGAUCACACUAGGGAUCUGUGGAGGUGCGAAAUCGGCCUAGGAUCAGUGGCAUGUGAAACC
Molecule: messenger RNA, 637 nt
Organism: Chaetomium fimeti
Lineage: Eukaryota; Fungi; Ascomycota; Sordariomycetes; Sordariales; Chaetomiaceae
Exons: 4
Coding region: 82-579 (165 amino acids)
Source: RefSeq, a predicted model, not a curated record